Messenger RNA from Paramisgurnus dabryanus, 2458 nucleotides. It is a transcript of the gene alp3, whose product is annotated as alkaline phosphatase 3. Gene Ontology annotation, biological process: dephosphorylation. Lineage: Eukaryota; Metazoa; Chordata; Actinopteri; Cypriniformes; Cobitidae. The record is from RefSeq and is a predicted model, not a curated record. Gene Ontology annotation, cellular component: plasma membrane. Gene Ontology annotation, molecular function: alkaline phosphatase activity.
UUUGUGCCGAUUGGUGGAGAAGUGCUUUACAUCACGACAGGGUUAAGGGUCACAAAUCAGAAAUGAUUUAUGGUUUAUGAACCAUACAUGUCUCAGAAGACACUUUCUCUUGGUAAAAGUGCUUUCUGACAGUCCAUUUGUCAUCUCUCACCAUGGUUACCUUCCAUCUGUCCGUUGUCUGUUAUCUGCUGGCUGUGGUGUCUGUGACCUGUGGUCCAGUUGAAGAGGAGAACCCAGAGUUCUGGAGGAAUUUGGCACAGAGUACACUGCGUUCAGCUCUCGCCAGAAGACAAAACACUAAUGUAGCCAAAAACAUUGUGCUGUUUCUCGGAGACGGUAUGGGUGUGACCACCAUCACAGCCGCCCGGAUCCUGAAGGGUCAGAUGGAGAACCGUACAGGAGAAGAGACCGUCAUGAACAUGGACACAUUCCCAUACGUGGGCCUUGCAAAGGUCUACUCUGUGGAUUUUCAGAUACCAGACAGUGCGUCCACUGGAACUGCAUAUCUGUGUGGGGUGAAAACUAAUCUGAAUACUGUGGGUGUGAAUGCGGCCGCUCGUAACGGCGUCUGUCGCUCACAGAAGGGAAAUGAAGUCACAUCCAUCCUUAAAUGGGCUAAAGAUGCAGGGAAGUCUGUUGGCAUUGUGACGACGACCCGUGUUCAACACGCCACACCUGCAGCUUCAUACGCCCAUAGUGCCAGCCGCACGUGGUACAGCGAUGCUGAUCUCCCGUUAUCUGCUGUUAAUGAAGGGUGUGUGGAUAUUGCCGUUCAACUGAUCACUAACACUGACAUUGAUGUGAUUAUCGGAGGUGGUCGGAAGUACAUGACACCUAAGGGAUUUUCAGACCCCGAGUAUCCCACCGAUGUAAGCUCACAGGGUCAAAGAAAAGACAAGCGAAAUUUGAUUAAUGAGUGGCUCGGCAUGAAGCAGGAGAAGGUGGCCAGAUUUGUGUGGAAUAAGACUGACUUUGAUGCUGUAGACCCAGAAAAAACUGAUUAUCUGAUGGCUCUUUUUGAGCCCGGUGAUCUGAGGUAUGAUGUGGAGAGAGACAGCCGCAUGGAUCCCUCGAUCAUAGAGACAACCGAGAAAGCCAUCAAGAUCCUGCAAAAAAAUCCAAAUGGAUUCUUCCUGCUUGUGGAGGGUGGACGUAUUGAUCAGGGUCAUCACGAGAGUCGAGCUUCGAUGGCACUGCAUGAAGCGGUUGCUCUUGACAACGCUGUAGCUCGGGCCCUGGAGCUGACCAAUGAGAAUGAUACUUUGACAAUUGUGACGGCUGACCACUCCCACUCAUUUAACUUCAAUGGGUAUCCUUUCAGAGGAAAUAACAUUCUGGGUAAAUCUCCUGUCUUUGGACUGGACUUCUUACCCUACACCACCCUGAUGUACGGAAACGGCCCGGGACACAAAAUCCAAAACAACAAGCGCCCAGACAUCCGCAAGGUUGACACAACCCAUAAGGACUAUGUUCAGCAGUCAGCUGCUCCGCUGGAUACUGAGACUCAUGGAGGAGAAGAUGUGGCCCUGUUUGCUCAUGGUCCCAUGGCUCAUCUCUUUCAGGGUGUUUAUGAGCAAAACUACAUCGCACACGCCAUGGCCUACGCAGCAUGCAUCGGUGCCAAUCAGCAGCACUGCACUCCAGUCCUGCCCACAAAUACUGAUCCAGGAAGCUCCGCCCCAGACACGCCCCUCUGGAGUGUGAUGUCACUGCUGUUGAGCGUGAUGACGGCCGUUCUGUUGUACUGAGAGAGACGAUUUAAUUAUUCAUCAAUUAAUCAUCACUAAUGAUCUGGUUUGUUACAAAUUGAAAAUUCAACAUUUUGUGUCUAUGUGCUUGCAUACAUCAACAAUUGACCAAAUUAAUUGUCUUUUUAAAUAAAACGGCCGGUUACUUUUCUGUAAAUCAACAACUGAGCUUAAAGAAAAACUGUUUAUAUAUGGCCACAUGCUUUAAAAAUGAACAAAUGUCUACACAUUUAUAAAAUACAGUGUUUCUCAAGAAUACAUAGCCAAAAUAUGAAAGGCGAUAGAGAAAGUAAUUUUAUAUUGAUGGAAGAUUGCAGAUGUGUAUUUAAAUAAAUGUAUAAAUAUGGAAAAUGUAAAAAUAUUUUAAUAAAUGUGUAUAUAAAUACAUGCAGGAGUAAUGACAUCAUGUUGGUGAGUAACUGAUUAUUGAUGUAAUGAAUACAAUAUAAAUUGCACGCGUGCGUGCGUGCGUGUGUGUGUGUGUGUGGGCCGGUUUGGGCCAAAACGCCAGGGCCAAAUUUUUGUCCCAGUCCAGCCCUGGUGUUAAACCUGACAACAAUUAGAUGGAAGCAGGCUGACUGCAUUGUCUAGAUCAGGGGUGCCCAAACUUUUUCCUACCAAUGGCCAAAAAUCAAACCCGAUGCUGUGUUAUAUUAAAAUUAAAGUUGCCCUGAUUCUCAUAAUUUAUUUGUCUAAAAUUUAAAAAACAA